This is a messenger RNA of Hemiscyllium ocellatum (epaulette shark), 606 nucleotides long. Its product is annotated as unconventional myosin-XVB-like. NCBI's taxonomy places the organism in Eukaryota, Metazoa, Chordata, Chondrichthyes, Orectolobiformes, Hemiscylliidae. The record is from RefSeq and is a predicted model, not a curated record. The coding region runs from base 1 to 606 and encodes 201 amino acids. The transcript is spliced from 4 exons.
AUGCCUUUAAUGCCACCAAUGCAGCCAGUACCUGUAAUGCAACCAAUGCCUGCGAUGCAGACUGUUCCUAUGAUGCAACCAAUGGCACCACCAAUGCCAACAAUGAUGAUGCCACAGACCAGUAUACCUCAGAUGGCACCACUGCACCAGACUUCCCAGUAUGCACCAUCUCAAUUGCGCCAACCUGAAAGACAAAUUGACUCAUCCCAACUCACAGCACAGCAGCAGACAUUCAUCAAUCAGCAAGCACUCUUACUGGCCCAGCAGAUGACAAUUCAGGCCAUGUCAAUUAGUCAGCAACAGCAACAGGAGCGACAGCAGAAGAAACAACAAGAGCAGCAGCCUGUCUCUGAAACUCCGAAGGCCCCAACACCACCAAAAAUCAAAAGUAAACCUGUUGUGGCUGCUCCACCUCAACAGGAGAACAAGACCAGUGUGAAGACUGAACCUGUUGUUAAAAAGGAUCCCCCUAAAGAGAAAGAAGUACCUCCUAAGGACAUGGAUGUUAAGAGUGACAGUGAUGGUGUUGCUGAUGAGUUGAUUACGGAACAACUUGAAUCUUUUCAGCAGAAACGCGAUUUCUUCCAGAAGCUGGGUAAGAAUUAG